AAUUGGGCUAAAUAAAACUAGUCGCUUUAAGCAAUGUCCACUUUUAUCGGUUAAACGUGACGUUUAUGCCCAAGGUCGCCUCGUCCUCCGUGGACGAACGCGUCUCCGUGCGAGUUUUCUCUCGGAGGAAAGGAUUUUCACGUUUCCACCGAAACUCUUCCGCUACUUCGGCCCACCCUAUACGUGGCAUCUCGAUGCGAGGCUCCUCGACGCGAGGCGCCGAUAUCGACCGGGCCCACCGCGAUGGCGCGAACCUGCGCACUUACUCCGGUCCAGUCUCCGAACGUCCGCCGAUCCGCAAGAUCCCUGUCCAAGAAAAUCUCACCUUAUCUCCGUCGGGCGCUUCGCAUCGCGAACUCCGCUAGAGCGAUGGCGAAAUGUUGCAUUUCCGUCGCAGAUGUCUGAGCAAAGUCCGGAAAUGAGGGAAACCGCAGCCAGGAUAUGUCGCGAUUAUUUGCACGGGGUUUGGAAGCACGUUACCGCGGACAACAUCAUCCUCAAGCGCAUCAGCGGAGGCUUGAGCAACUGGCUGUACAAUGUGCAGCUACCGGAAGGCACGGUGCCCAUCCGAGGGGAGCCCCGACAGGUGUUGCUGCGAAUAUACGGCCAGGUGCACGGAGAAAGAGCCCUGGAGGGUCUCAUCACGGAGUCCGUCAUCUUCACCCUCCUGUCGGAGAGGCGACUCGGUCCUAAACUCCACGGGAUCUUUCCCGGGGGUAGGAUAGAGGAGUACAUCCCGGCGAGACCACUGCUCACCAAGGAACUCGCCGACCCGGUUCUCAGCUCGAUGAUCGCCGAAAAAAUGGCCCAGAUACACUCGAUGCAGGUGCCCAUCAGUAAAGAACCCACGUGGCUCUGGAACACCAUGGCCAAGUGGCUGGACACCACCACCAACAUCCUGGAGAACGUUGAGAACUUGGACCCGCGACAGGCGGAGAACGCGAACGUGCUCAAGUCGAUCGAUUUGGUGCACGAGAUAUCCUGGUUUAAAUCGUUCGUGAAACAGCAGAAGCAUCCCGUGGUCUUCUGCCACAACGACAUGCAGGAGGGCAACAUCCUGCUGCGCCAGAACACGAGGAAGUCCGAACUUGUGCUGAUCGACUUCGAGUACUGUUCCUACAAUUACCGAGGGUUCGACGUGGCGAAUCACUUCGUCGAGUGGCAGUACGACUACACCGAGGCCGAGUACCCCUUCUACAGGGAGCGAGGAGACGCGGGCCCUUCGAAGGAACAAAAGCUCACCUUCAUUAAGAGCUACUUGAAGACCAUGGGCAAACAGGGACCGGCAGAAGAGCAGCGCAUGUUGGCGGAAAUCAAAAUGUUCUCCUUGGCCAGUCACUUGUUUUGGGGUCUUUGGAGUAUUGUCAACGCUAAAUUAUCGCAGAUCCCCUUCGGAUACUGGGAUUAUGCGGUAUCCAGACUAAAGAACUACCAGUACUUGAAGGAGAAGAUCCUGGUGUCUGGGCCGAUUUUCCCAGAUGGCGGGGUCAAAAGAAAAACCACACAGACUGACUGAGAAAAAAGUAAUGUCGAUCACGAGCCCGAUUAUCGAACUCCUUAAAGGGGCGAAAUCUGCCCCGAUGGUAUUCGACAACCGAAGUAGUCAACGGAGAGUAGACACGGAAGUGAUCUUGAAAUGAGCAACUAUGUGAUAUCCCGCCAUUGUAGAGGAACAAAGAUGCGAAGUGACGAAUUCGAAUUUUCCACCGAUUCUGCAGGGAACGAAUGGUGAAGAGGAAUUGACCUCGGAGACGUAGAAUAAAAGGAGAAAAGAUGUACAAGUCUAAGCACCUCGACGGCAACGCGUCACGAGGUGUGGUAUACGAGUUGUAUCGUGAAAAACGUGAGAAGAAAGACGUCGACUAAGAGAAAGUCAUCGACAUUGAAGAUGAGCAAACGCAGUAGCAGUUGAAAAUAUAUUUCUUUCCAAUAGAAAUCAUACUUUUGCACCUGGCUUGGUAUACUAUUGUGCACCGUGUACUGCGAAAAAAUAAGUCUUACUAUGAGUACUUAACCAAGACGUUGAGAGAGAGAGAGAGAGAGUGAAGCUGUAUCUUUAAGGAUGGUCCUAUUUAAGUAAGCGAUUGUUAUGCGAAUUUUAGCGAUUAGUUAAGUCAAAGAAAGGAAUUUAGGACGUAACUUUCUGUUCCCAUCGUGUCAAAUAGUACGUAUCGAGGAAGGAAGAGAUGUGAAACGGUGGACUUUUCCCUUUGAUACCGUUCUUGGGUUUUGCAAAGGAAUGGAUCAGUUAUGAUCAUAAAUGUUAUUUAUUUUAUACAUGUCAUGUGUCAGGAAGAGUUAUCGUAUCGUCGACUGUUUUCGAUCACCCAACGCUUCAUCUCGUAGCGUCUGCGAAUAAUUGAUUAGUAUUUAAUUUUAUUUACAUUCACAGAGACAAGUGAGUUAUCAUUCGUCUGUAUUUCACCAAUUGUUAACGAACGCUCCAGGAUUAUUUUGUGGUAGCAACACGGAAAAAUGAAUUUUCGAUGUCUUCUUUUUUUUUUUGCUGCGCUGUAUUUGACAACGAGGAUGAUACAGUUUUUACAAGAGUCUGCGACAAAUGACAGUCAAGCAUGAAGUUAACCAGAUAUUUGACUUAUUGUUAUAGAAAACUGCAAUAUUUAAGCUACUCUAUUUAAAGGAGACAUUGCUCUAAAUUCAUUUAUCACAGGCAGAACACACUCAUAAUUGUCGGUAUUAAAAUUAAUAGUUCUUAACCUCUGUUAAGUGAAAUGGACUAUUUUUUAGAGAUUCGCAUGCAGUUCAUUUAUGAUACUUCACAUCCAAUGAAUCUUUAUUGUGUAAAAAAAUUAAAAAAUACAUUUUUACUAAUAUUGAAUAAAAAAAACUGAUUUUCUUUUAUUGUAAAAACUUUCUACAUCAAGGCAACGCAUGAAACCACAAUACAGCAUAGUUUGCCGAGCAUUCCUUCAAAAAAAAAGGUAAGCUAUGCUGUGAGCAUUAUUCUUCACGUGUUAAUAAUUUUAACUUAACAAUCUGAACUGUAUUUUAUAAUCGUCUGUAAAAUUAUGUCGCUGAGGCCAAAAAUAAUAAUUACGCGAUUAAUCUCUA
Molecule: messenger RNA, 3072 nt
Organism: Orussus abietinus
Lineage: Eukaryota; Metazoa; Arthropoda; Insecta; Hymenoptera; Orussidae
Product: choline/ethanolamine kinase
Exons: 6
Coding region: 398-1516 (372 amino acids)
Biological process (GO): CDP-choline pathway; phosphatidylethanolamine biosynthetic process
Cellular component (GO): cytoplasm
Molecular function (GO): ethanolamine kinase activity; choline kinase activity
Source: RefSeq, a predicted model, not a curated record